Molecule: messenger RNA, 1713 nt
Organism: Pangasianodon hypophthalmus (striped catfish)
Lineage: Eukaryota; Metazoa; Chordata; Actinopteri; Siluriformes; Pangasiidae
Exons: 12
Coding region: 92-1231 (379 amino acids)
Source: RefSeq, a predicted model, not a curated record
GUGUGACUUGUUUGAGGAAGUUUCCCUGUUCUUCCGCUUCACUCAUUCAUUCACGCUUAUUCUCAGGUGAAUUUAAGUUUGUGUUGUUCACAUGGCGCGCAGGAGAGCAGGUGGCCAUGAAACCGCUGGAAAUGUUCAGUCUGAGAGAAAGAAGGUGCAGGCAGCAGAAGAGCCUCUUUCUGUGAAACAGCAGCAGGAGAGGAGGAGCUGCUGGACGACUGUGUCAUUUUUCGGGAAAAUUCUCCUCCUCGUCCUUUUCGUACCACCUUUCCUUAAUUAUGCCUCGCUUCAGAGAGAAGAACAAGAGCUCAGACCAAGAGAUGCACAGUUGAUAGAUAUAGGCUUGGGCCAGAAGAUCAGCCUCAUCUGCAAAGGCCAAGGAGAACCAGUUGUGAUGCUUGACGCUCCAACUGGUAUGUCAUCUGAUAUUUGGCAUCAUGUGCAAGAGAGUGUUUCACAAACCACAAAGGUUUGUGCCUAUGACCGAGUGGGCCUGGGCUUUAGCAGGAGAGCUCUGCAGAAUGACACUACAGGCAUGGAGAAAGUGUGGAGACCAUCAACCACUGGAAGGAUGGUGGACGACCUCCACCGGUUGGUCAAGGCUGCUGAGAUAGCCACGCCCUUCAUUCUGGUUGGCUCAGAACUGGGCGCGCUGAACGGCAGGUUUUAUACUCACAUCUAUGACGCGCAAGUGUCGGACUUGGUGCUGAUCAAUCCCAUUCCAGAGGACGUCUUUGAAGAGGAGACGUGGCAGCAGUACUGGUACACACACCUGGUGCCCUCAUUACAGAUGAUGCAGCUCUCUGCAGCCACUGGUGUGAGUCGUCUUCUCCUCAUCCUGCGGCUGCUGGAGCCGAGUUUCAUUGGAGACAAUGUCUCAGGAGAACUGCUCCAACGUCAGAAAUACCUCUUGAGUAACCCGGCUCAUCAGAGCAGCGCCGUGGACGAGCACUACUUCCUGAACGAGAGCGCGUCUCAAGUCAGAGAGAUCUCCAAAUUCAAGCUGCUAUCUAGCAGAAUAUCAUUGAGCGUUAUCGUUGGGGACUCAUUUGACGAACAGCUCCCUGCUCAUCUCAACCAAGUUUUUGCUGAUGUGCAGAGGAAGUGUUUAAAGCGAGUGUACCCUCAGGCCAAGCUCAUUCACAUUCAGGGGGCGGACCGUCACAUGAUCUCUAAAAACGCGUCAUCGCAUCCCCCCCAAAAAUCCUCUCCCACCCCUUUUGUUAAGUAACAUCAAUAAAAUUACCUUCGUACAAUUGUUGUUCUUAAGGAGUUAGAAAUAUCUGCCAUGUUCCCAUUCUCCUAAUACUGCUUUCAGUAAUGUCCUUUUUUUUUUUUUUUUUUUUUUUGUUUUUUACAAAGUAUUGCAUUGAGAGCAAAUUUUUAAAAAGGGAGACCAAAAUGGAUUGCAAACUGAAAUACAAGUACUAUACAAGAAUGCUGCCAUCCUGAUGAAAACACCCACAUCUGAGUAAAAAAAAAAAUACAAAAAAGAAAGAAAGAAAGAAAAAAGACAGACCAACAGCUACAUACAUAUGCAAAGCUGGAUGUACUGUAUAUGCCAAAACAUGAGAUGCAGAGUUGUGCCUGGUUUUCCCUUCAAACCGUGUUUAAGGCUGAGAAGUCAUGAGUACUGCAAAUGACAUUUAGGCAUAUACAAAAAAAAAAACUUACAGCAAAUAAGAAUGCACAAGUGCUUCAGUAGCUAUUUUU